CUCCCCAUGACAUCAGUGCUUUGCAGCCAUACCACCAAAGAAAGGAUGCUUUUAAAAUCUUUGGGACUGGGCUAAAUGAUGUUGAAUUGCAGGUAAGCAACAUUAAUUCUUCAACAGAUUAGCGUGCUUGUGUGCUGCCAUCCUGGAGCUCCGGCUCAGCUAGGCAGAGUUCCUGCUAGAAAAGAAAGCAGAACAGAUUCUUUACGAGCAGAGGGCUUGCAAGUGCAGAGGCUGCUUGCUGCUGUGUGCUGCUCUUCCAGCUGACAUCUCCAGCAGAAAGGCUGCCAGCUGGAGCCUUAAAGCUGAGGAAGGCCCUUUGUCCCUGCGUUUCGAUAUGGCUCCUUCGUGUGUCUGCUGAGCUUUAUUUUGCGGGAGCAGCCAUCAUCAUGCAGCCGUGCGGAGAGAGGAGGGAGCAGCAGUACUGUUUUCAUUGCAUUGCCAGUCCUGUGGCUUAUUGCUGUGGGCUUUUUCUCAUUCUAAAGGCUGCCUAAAGGAAGUUGUUGUAGAGAGAGAUGCAUCUGAGCUUAAAAAGGAAUGAGGAUUAACUUGCUUAAGGGGUUAGCAGAUGUAUUUGGGGAAAGAGGCUUUUCCUUCAUUAAUUUUUGCUGACGUGGUUUGCAAGUACCCAGUCUGACAGGUUUUUUGCAUGAUCUGCUGUAGUUUAGGAUAGGUAUCGUUUGUCAUCCAACAUCAACGUGGAAAAUAGUAUUCCAGAAGGGACAUCGGGGAUGACAGGCAGAUUUUCAGCUCUUACACAAGCUGCUCUAAAGGCUGAAAUAUCCCCACUGAACGGCUGUUUCGGACAGUGGUAUUUCUGUGGCAAAGUCCAGAACCUGUUUUCUUUUCCUACAGUGGUGCACUCUAUACGAAUACAUGAGGACACAAAUUUGUAGAGCGUGGCUUUUGUGGCCUUUUAAAAAAAAAUUCUGAAUGUAUCUUUAAAUAUAUGUUGGCUUUUUAUUUGCAUUGCAUUAUUAUUGUCCUUAAUAUAAACGGUAGAAUGAUAGAAGCAGGAAGCUGAAUUCAUGUUUGAGGUCAUAUUAGUCAGAGAAGUGAAAAUGUGCUUGUUUAUUUUUGCAUUAAGAAUUCUGAUGAAUAAAUGUGCGCUCCUGAAAGAGAAUGGAGGAUGACUCAGCUGCAGCUCCAUAGGGCAGGCAGGCAGGUGUUAUGUCAGUCACAGCGUGCGGAAUGUUCUCUUAUUGCUGAAAACCCUCCUCUCUGUUCAAGUAUUUUGUUCUUUCCCAUCGCUGAGAAACACAGAAGUGUGGCGUGGCUCUGCUCACAGCCAAACACCUGAGGAGAUUUUGCAUCUCUGGUGUUGGUGUGUAGGCUGCACAUCCUGGAGAGAGGUACAUUCCGGUCUCGGGUAAUGAGACCCUAAUAUGGUUAAUGCAGGAGAAAUGAAUGGUUCUGGCAACCUGAUGGAUUUUCUGGAUGAGCCUUUUCCUGAUGUUGGGACUUACGAAGAUUUCCACACUAUUGACUGGCUGCGAGAGAAAUCCCGUGACACUGACCGCCAUAGGAAGAUUACAAGCAAAAGUAAGGAAUCCAUAUGGGAAUUCAUCAAGAGUUUGCUGGAUGCCUGGUCAGGAUGGGUUGUAAUGCUUCUCAUAGGACUACUGGCAGGCACAUUAGCCGGAGUGAUAGAUUUAGCUGUGGAUUGGAUGACAGACCUGAAGGAAGGUGUCUGCCUGUCUGCAUUCUGGUACAGCCACGAGCAGUGCUGCUGGACGUCUAAUGAAACGACCUUUGAUGACAGAGACAAAUGUCCUCAGUGGCAGAAAUGGUCUGAACUUCUUGUAAACCAGUCAGAGGGUGCGAGUGCUUACAUUCUAAACUAUUUUCUGUACAUUCUAUGGGCUCUAUGUUUUGCUUUCCUGGCGGUCUCCCUGGUCAGGGUGUUUGCUCCCUAUGCCUGUGGCUCUGGAAUCCCAGAGAUAAAAACCAUCUUGAGUGGGUUCAUUAUUAGGGGCUACCUGGGAAAGUGGACACUUUUGAUUAAAACAGUCACCUUGGUUCUGGUGGUAUCUUCAGGCCUCAGCCUUGGGAAAGAAGGGCCCUUAGUCCAUGUGGCCUGUUGCUGUGGAAACUUCUUCAGCAGUCUUUUCUCAAAGUACAGCAAGAAUGAAGGAAAGAGAAGAGAGGUUCUUUCAGCUGCGGCAGCUGCAGGAGUUUCUGUUGCCUUUGGGGCUCCAAUUGGAGGUGUACUUUUUAGCCUGGAAGAGGUCAGCUAUUACUUUCCCCUGAAAACCCUCUGGAGGUCAUUUUUUGCUGCUCUUGUGGCUGCCUUCACACUGAGGUCCAUCAAUCCUUUUGGAAAUAGCCGAUUGGUCCUUUUCUACGUGGAGUACCAUACCCCCUGGUACAUGGCUGAGCUCUUCCCCUUCAUUCUUCUUGGCGUCUUUGGUGGCCUCUGGGGGACCCUCUUUAUCCGCUGCAACAUUGCCUGGUGCAGGAGGCGAAAAACCACCAGGCUCGGGAAAUACCCGGUCCUGGAAGUUAUUGUGAUAACAGCUAUCACUGCCAUCAUCGCCUACCCCAACCCGUACACCCGGAGGAGCACCAGUGAGCUGAUCUCAGAGCUCUUCAAUGACUGUGGUGCUCUGGAGUCCUCCCAGCUCUGCGACUACAUCAAUGACCCAAACAUGACCCGGCCAGUGGAUGACAUUCCUGACAGACCUGCUGGCCCUGGAGUCUACACUGCCAUGUGGCAGCUCGCCUUGGCUUUGGUGUUUAAAAUUGUCAUCACAAUAUUCACUUUCGGCAUGAAGAUUCCUUCAGGCCUUUUCAUUCCCAGUAUGGCUGUUGGAGCCAUGGCUGGCAGGAUGGUUGGAAUUGGAGUAGAGCAGCUGGCCUAUCACCAUCAUGAUUGGAUCAUCUUCAGGAACUGGUGCAGACCUGGGGCAGACUGCGUCACCCCAGGACUUUAUGCUAUGGUGGGAGCGGCAGCUUGCUUGGGUGGUGUUACUCGAAUGACGGUCUCUUUGGUGGUGAUAAUGUUUGAGCUGACUGGAGGCCUGGAGUAUAUUGUACCUCUUAUGGCUGCAGCUGUCACAAGCAAGUGGGUGGCAGAUGCCUUUGGGAAAGAAGGGAUCUAUGAAGCUCACAUUCAUCUGAACGGUUACCCGUUUCUAGAUGUGAAGGAUGAAUUCACCCACCGAACUCUGGCAACAGACGUCAUGAGACCAAGGCGUGGUGAAGCUCCUCUUUCUGUUCUGACACAGGACAGCAUGACUGUGGAGGAUGUUGAGACAUUGAUCAAGGAGACUGACUACAAUGGCUUCCCAGUUGUGGUCUCAAAAGACUCGGAGCGACUUAUUGGAUUUGCGCAAAGACGAGAGCUCAUUCUUGCAAUAAAGAAUGCAAGACAGCGUCAAGAUGGGGUGGUGAGCAACUCCAUUGUGUAUUUCACUGAAGAUCCUCCAGAACUGCCACCCAAUAGUCCCCAUCCUCUGAAGCUGCGGCGUAUUCUCAACCUGAGCCCUUUCACUGUCACCGACCACACACCAAUGGAGACUGUGGUAGAUAUAUUCCGGAAACUUGGACUCCGACAGUGUCUUGUCACUCGCAGUGGGAGGCUGCUGGGCAUCAUAACUAAAAAGGAUGUAUUACGACAUAUGGCUCAGAUGGCAAACCAGGACCCUGAAUCUAUCAUGUUUAACUAGACUGUUAAAGGAAUAAGAAAGUAAUCCCAAAGGAAUCCCUUCUAGAUUAACACAGAGGUGUUCAGUGUUUCUUUUUAUUUCAAGGGAAAAUGUAAUGUGUAUGAGGUAUGGUCUAAUACGUCUCUGACAGAGGGUGUGGAUGCAGGAUGGCACUUAUUUAAUGAGGAAGGCAGUUUAGAAGCUCUGAGCAGCUGCAGACAUCAAGCUGUGUUUUCUUAAUGAGUUUCCUAACAGCUCAAUUGGUGCAUUGGUGGGUGUAAGUGAUGUGGCGCUGAGAGACAAAGAGCCAGGAGCACCAAAGGGAUGCAACAACAUUCACAGGAACUCAGGAGGCAGGUGUGAAGACUAGCAGACACUGUUUUUUGUAUAAACUGUUAACAAAGAUUUGUGUUCCAAACUAGAGAGUGUAUGAGCAACGUCAGAUGUUUUUAUUACUGAAACCAUGGCUAUUUAUUUGCUAUUGAUUUAUACCAUUUUCAUGAGGAAAGUCAUAUUUUAAAGUCAAAGAUUUUGUCACCUUCAAUUAUUUUUGUAAAACUUAAGUAAAUUCAGGACUGAAAUUAAAGGAGCAAGAGCACAUUUCAAUUCACUUUAAAAUAUAGUGGCUGCUGCUCCCUGCUUUAGUCUGUUGAAUUUUACAAUUUACAUAUCUAUACAGUUUAUAAGUAUACAGUUCAAUAUUUCAGUCAAUCAGCUUUUCUUUAUUAAUGUUGAAACGUGACUUAUUUCUAAGGAGCAUGAGGAAAAACUUCUUUACUGUGAGGGUGUUGGAGCACUGGCACAGCUUGCCCAGAAAGGCUGUGAAGUCUCCUUUCUUUGGAGAUAUUCAAAACCCACCCGGAUGUGAUCUUGUGCAGUGUUCUUGAGCAGGGGGAUUGGAAUAGGAGAUCUUUAAAGGUCCCUCCCAACCUCAGCCAUUGUGUGUGUGUGAUUUCCUAUUUCUCUAUGCAAUUUUGCAUACAGAUACUGUAAUACUUAGUAUUGCGUGGUUUGCUGUGACAAUAGAAAAUAGCAUGAAAGCCCGUGAAGGAAUUUUAAAAGGCACAAAAGGGAGAAUGGUAUCCAGCUCUCAUCAGUGCUGGUGACAAUAGAUUGAAUACUUCACCUGUCACUCCCUGGGUAAAGAGAAAUUGUCAUUUUUCACAGGAAUUUGAAGUUCUGCAUUGAUUCCUGAUUCUCCACUUAGUUCCCUUCCUUCACUGGCUUUUCUUGACGCUUGUCUGCACCUGCCAAGAGAUUGCUUAAGUUAAUUUAACAACCACAGACGUCUAUUCUGUAGCAUAUUUGUUCUUUUUGCUGUAUCUGUUGGUCACAGGACUGCAGAAUCCCUCCCCACUGCACUGUGAAAGGGAUAAGGGACCAAAUGGACUGAGGAUGCAGUCAACAAUAGAAAACCUUUUAUUAUUUAUCUGUUUGUAGCAAGAAAACAUGAUUUAACACCCUCACAUAGAGACCUCCAAACCACUCAGGUAAAAAUGUUACAUUUUCUCUGGUCCUGUAUGAGAUACAUGGAGUCAACAUUUUCUGUGUUAAUACACUAGCACUUUAGUCAUUACUGAUUUCAGUAAUACGUGACCAAAUUCUACUCUCAGCAACACCUAAGCCACACUGCCCAGUGUUUUGUUAAAGAUAAUGACUGGAUGAUAAUUUAGAUGUUCUGAAUCUCCAUCAGGAGGACCUUCUGACCACCUGAGACUCUGAACUAUUCAUUCAGGCAGCUAAAACCUCUACUACUUUUGCUCAAAUUUAUACAGAUAACAAAAGUUCAGGGACACAGAGGAGAAGAAUAUGCCAGAAGAAUCAGACAUAAGCCAUACUACUGAGCUAACUUGAAGGCAUGAUCAUUGUGUUCCUGAACUGAGACAACUAACCAGGUGCACCCUAAGUUAGAUGCCCAAAGGUCCAAAUUCCUACUCUUAUCUACAUUGGCCCUGCUUCCUUCUGGCAGGUGUCCGACUGCAUUCAAAGUAUGGCCCAAAUUGUUUAAGAAAAAGAAAGGGAUAGUUUUAAUUUGCUAAGUACAGCGUUUAACAAUAGUGUUUGCAACAGACUGACAUAAAUACAUGUAGGUCUGGCCAAAUCCCAUAAAUAGUAAAGUGUGUAUUUGUUUUUGUUAACUAAACAUCUGCAGCAUGAUGUAUUAUUAAAGGCAUAUUGUUAAACAUAAACCAUAGGAGUGAGUAACCCUUCUGAAAAUAGGAAAUGCAAGAUAAUGUUGUUGUUUCUUUUGUUUUUCUAUGAAGCAAUCAUCAAUGAAACUCAUGAAAAAGCAACCAAGUCAACCACAAAUCUCAUGAAAAGUGGAUUCCAUCAUCUGAAGAGGGAUUUUAAAAUUCAUUUUAAAAAUCAGUGAUUUCCCCAAACUAAACCCAAAAGGGGUUUUGUACAGAUGUCAGGUACUGCUCCAAAUUGCUAGAAUCUAACUAGACUAACUUCUGGGGGCAGUUUUUUUCUGAAAUUAAAACUGAAAGACUGUGUUUUACUUUCCACUUUUAUGGCUCCUAACAUUAACAUAUGCUUGAUGAACACUUCCUUCAUCUUCUUUUAUGUUUAUAUGGGAAGUAAGCGCGCAGGCUCUCCCCACUUGAACACUUCUGAUUACCUCUUUUGCUCAUAAGACAAGAGAAAUAAGUUCAUUUAUUUACUAUUUGAAAUCAAACUCUCUGCUUCACACAUGUCAAGGGAAAAAAAAGGAGGUCUUAAAGAUUUCUGUGUUAGCCAGGCAAAUUUCAGGCCCCAUUAGAAUUUAUUCCAUGGCAGAGCUAACUCUGAAGAGCAUUCACUAGUGAGAAUUUACUAAGAAAGAAGAUGGUACAUCAAUGCUGAAAAAAAUGUUGUUUCUUGAGAGAGAGAUUUUGAGUCAGGUGAGAUUAAACUGGUCAUGAAUACAAACCCAAGUCUAUCUGUUUAAACUCAGUUCAUGGCUAUGCAGAGGCCAAUUCUCCAUGACACCCAGAGGCCUGAUCCACUAAAAUGAACAGCCCUGUGAUGUUUUCUCAGCUCAUCUUACUGGGUUGUGUAUGAGUAGCCUUAAGGGUUUAAGAACAAGAUCCAUAAAACUGUCAUGAUGGUUUGUAAGAAACAACAACGGAAAGAACUGUGGCUUUGACUCUAGGACUACCACCCAAACAGAAGACAGGGAAAUGGGGGUUCUGAUCUUUUUAAACAAACAUACUCCUCUUUAGAGCAGGGACUAAAAUCUAGUCACCAGAAACAGCAUAGCAAUAGCUAACUUCAGCUGCUUGCUACUGUCAAGGCUGAGUUAAGGCUAGAAAGGCAAGAAGGCUUUGAAACAGGACAGGCUUUGCUCAUCAGAAGACUUCCAGAUAUGGUAUUUGGCUGUACCUCCUGUUGAAGUUUCUCCACUAUACAGUUUUCAUUGCUCAUAUAAAUUGAAUGGCUGAAUGGGGAACAUUCUUAAUAGAAAUUAAUUACAUGGUUUUCUCAAAAAGAAAAAAAAAAGAAAAAAGAAAAAGAAAAGGAAAAAGCAGUUCUAAUGUAAUAAUCUUAGGUAAUUGCCCAUAACAAGCCCACUAUUAUUCACCAUUUUCCAUCUAUAUUCCCAAAUGUGUCUCAGAAGUCACUGAAUAGACUCCAAGAGGUAUAGACCACAGCCUUAAGUAUUUGAAUUGAUACAAUCCAAAAUAAUAGUCACAUAGCCUGAUGAAUCUGAAACUCAUAUAUAUUAGUAUACAGUGCUUUGUUUCUGCAGCCUGUGAAAUCCUCACGUUCAAACAGUUGGACUUUGAUAAUGGCAAACUAAAAAAGAGAGCAAAAACCUUUGAAUGAUGCAAAUUCAGUGUUGUACCUUUGUUUUGCAUGAACUGUGUUCAGUUAUAUUAAGCUUCUGAUGUGUAUGUGAAGCAACCUGUACCAGAAAGUUUAUUAUUGAAAUGCAGGACAUGGAUGGCUUUAGCCAUAUCGUUUGGCUGUCACAGUGACACUAAUUAUUAAUUCUUAUGCUUUGAUGAAGCAGAAAAAGAAUGUCUAAGAAUUACAGGAGACCCAUUGAUUCCGUGUUGGAAUGACAAUAGAGUUAUGAAUAUUGUUUUGUUGUUGUAUUUUUUUUUAAAUCAUGGUAGAAAACAGUACAUAUGUUGCACCUUAUCAAAAACAAUGUUUGGAAUCUAUUUUUUAAAUAAAACUGAUGACUUACAGGACUGGGAA
Gallus gallus (chicken) is the source of this 7832-nucleotide messenger RNA. RefSeq names its product chloride voltage-gated channel 4 (gene CLCN4). Gene Ontology annotation, biological process: chloride transport; transmembrane transport. Gene Ontology annotation, molecular function: voltage-gated chloride channel activity. The record is from RefSeq and is a predicted model, not a curated record. The transcript is spliced from 12 exons. Bases 1383 to 3665 code for a protein of 760 amino acids. NCBI's taxonomy places the organism in Eukaryota, Metazoa, Chordata, Aves, Galliformes, Phasianidae. Gene Ontology annotation, cellular component: Golgi apparatus; synaptic vesicle; membrane.